AAGAAAUCUGCCGCAAAUUUUUCCACUGAAAAGUUCAGUCGACCAAAACGACACAGUGCAGAGUAUUGCCAAGCACUAUGUCCGAUGUCUCACUUGAGAUCGGCGUGCGCACAUCAACAAAGAUGGCGUCUUAACUAGAGUGCGGCCAAGAGUUUACACGUAACGCGUGAUUGGCGCAAAAAUUACAGAUCAAAUAUCAUGUCCAACGUGCUUUUUCUCUACGCGCAAGCGGAUCAAACCCGCAGCCAGGAGUUGAAAGAUUUUCUUCAAGGAAAAUUAGGCUCCUUAGCUAAAGUUAGCACAGUAAGUGACGCCCUGGAGGACGAUUCUACUCUGGAGGAUGAGCUUUUUCAAAGCCCAUGCAUCGUUCUUGUUUACACUCAAGAAAGCGAAAAGUUUCUGCAGGAGGGAGCGUUUGAUUUUAACGAAGAAUUUGUAGUAUUCGAUGGCAGUAUCACUAAAGCAUUCUUGGAGGAAGACGAGAUGGCAAAGCGGGUAAUUGUGAUUCAUUACGGAUGGAGACCAGAGCAAUGGUUUUACGAUCGAAUUCCGAAGAGGAUUUUCCACGUUAGUGAGUCGCUGGAGUUGAAAGCCAACCCAAAGGUGGAACAAAUUGUGGACACGAUAAAAGGGAUCGUCAAGAAAAACAAGAAAUAAAACUUAGUGGUCAUUGGUCAUAGAGUAGUUGAGAGGUUUUAUCAGAACCAAACGACUGUUAAAAAGCAACAAAAACAAAAACGGAAAACUGAAAAAGACAAAACUAAACACCAACCCAAACAUAGACUAAACCAGAAAGAAAACAAACAAAAACAUGGUUAGAGACAAACACGAACCUAUAAACAAAACACAAAUUAACGAACCAAACAAAAAACAAACAAACUGAUAAAUAAAUACGAAAGUCUCUUCACACUAGAUCUCGUGGCACGUGUGGCACGUGGCUCGUGGCACGUGGCACGUAUUCCGAGGUAUUUCACGCCCUUGGAUUUAAGAGGUAACAUGCAUGACAGGAGCUCCUUCGCUUCGUGUUUCCAUAUUCUCCUCACGCUCAUUUAACCGUUUACACCCUAACAUCAGUAUGCAUAUUCUCCCUAAUGUUCUCCAUAAGUUCCUAAGGUGCUGACAAGGAGAAUUUGUUUAACAAUCAAGUUUUUUUGAAGUUGUUGAUCAUUUCCUUCACUCUCGUAACCUUAAUUUGUGAUUUAAGGGUCAUGAUUUAAGGAGAAAUUAGAUGUUUGUCACUCUUCGGGGUUAAAGGGUGAAUCGUAUGCUUCCUGUCAUGUCUAGAACUACAGUGAAGACUCCAAAGUUAUUUACCGGUACUGCCAUGAAAAUGAGUCACUCUGUUUUAAAUUUGCAUCGUUCACUAACAUGUAAACUUUUUAAUCUUAGCUGUCAAAUUAGGCUACUUUGCACUUUGUAAUCGAUAUUUACAGUAAAUAAAUAUAAGGCUAGUUUA
This is a messenger RNA of Pocillopora damicornis (cauliflower coral), 1456 nucleotides long. RefSeq lists its product as uncharacterized. The record is from RefSeq and is a predicted model, not a curated record. Lineage: Eukaryota; Metazoa; Cnidaria; Anthozoa; Scleractinia; Pocilloporidae.